This is a messenger RNA of Papaver somniferum (opium poppy), 1634 nucleotides long. RefSeq names its product magnesium transporter MRS2-F-like. The record is from RefSeq and is a predicted model, not a curated record. NCBI's taxonomy places the organism in Eukaryota, Viridiplantae, Streptophyta, Magnoliopsida, Ranunculales, Papaveraceae. Gene Ontology annotation, molecular function: magnesium ion transmembrane transporter activity. The transcript is spliced from 5 exons. Gene Ontology annotation, biological process: magnesium ion transport. The coding region runs from base 150 to 1484 and encodes 444 amino acids.
AAAAAGAAGCCAGAUUCCGUGACCGGUUUGAGUCAACCGCAUAAAAUAACUUUCGCCGAUUUCCACCAUCCAAAUCCAAAGAAAUAACAAGAAAUCCCUAGAAAUUCAAACUUAUGAAUCCCGACGAUCCCUAAGAAACAGAAGAACAAAUGCAUGAUCACAGAGGAGGAGGUGCAACGCCACUAAUGGCACCACCGCACCACCAACAACCACCACCGCCACACCAACAACCAAGAAGAAAAGGGGCUGGAAUCAGAUCAUGGUUAGUAGUAUCAGAUUCAGGUAAAUCACAUGUAGAAGAAGUAGGGAAACAUCCAAUUAUGAGAAGAACUGGUUUACCAGCGCGUGAUUUAAGAAUUCUCGAUCCAGUUCUUUCAUAUCCAUCAACAAUACUUGGUAGAGAAAAAGCUAUUGUUGUUAAUUUAGAACAUAUCAAAGCGAUUAUUACUGCUACCGAAGUAUUUGUAUUGAAUUUUAAAGAUCCUGUUGUUUCUCCUUUUGUUCAUGAUCUUGAACAAAAGGUUUCUGGUAAUGAAAACCCUAAUAAGGCUGUUACUGAGGAGGAAUCACCAAAUGGUAAUGAAGAGGAAGGUUUGCUGCAGUUUAGGGAUUCAUUUCGUAAUUCACCUGCUAAGAAUGGUGAUGAUAAUGUGGCAAAGGGAUUGGUAGAUGUGCCGAAGACGGGUGGGCCUGUGGUUUUGCCUUUUGAGUUUAAAGCGCUGGAAGUUUGUCUUGAAUGUGCUUGUAAGAGUCUUGAAACUGAGACAUCCACACUGGAACAAGAAGCAUAUCCAGCCUUAGAUGAGUUGACCUCUAAAAUCAGUACGCUUAACCUCCAACGUGCUAGACAUAUAAAGAGUCGUCUAGUUGCAGUGUUUGGACGUGUGCAAAAGGUUCGAGAUGAACUUGAAAACUUGCUGGAUGAUGAUAUGGAUAUGGCUGAGAUGUAUUUGACAGAAAAGCUUGUACAUUUGGGGUCUGAAGAAGCUGCUUCAAAGGAUGAUAAUGAAAUAAACAAUGAUGAAUUUGAGUCAGACAAUGAAAGCGAUGAUGAUGAUGAAUCGCAGAGCAACAAGAGCAGUAUGCUAACUGGUUUUAAGCCAAACGUUGAAGAGUUGGAGAUGCUUUUAGAAGCUUACUUUGCACAGAUAGAAGGAACAUUAAACAAACUAUCAACUAUGAGGGAAUACAUAGAUGACACAGAGGAUUACAUCAAUAUAAUGCUGGAUGACAAACAGAAUCAGCUUCUACAGAUGGGAGUUUUGCUGAGUACAGCGAAUUUAUUACUAAAUGCGGGAAUUGUAGUUGUAGGAGUCUUUGGCAUGAAUGUUCACAUCGAUCUCUUUGAUCCUCUUCCCGGAGAAGAUGAGAAUAAUGCCUCUUCUACAAGGUUUCUGCAAACUACAUGUGGUACUUUAGUUGGUUGCCUUGUUUUGUACUUCAUUUCCAUCUUCUUUGGUAAGAAAAGAGGACUUUUGGAAUAAGCAGAUUCAACUGAAGGUAUGCCUCUUUUAAUUCAGCUCUCAUCAAUGUAAUUAUUUUUCAAUCCUAAGACAUGUUCAUUGAAGAAAGGCCCAAUUUGUACAGUUGAAUUCCUUUGCAUUUAUACAUGAAAGUUCCUCUUCCUUCCUUUC